CCCCCCUGCUCGCGGGCCGCGUGCGGAGCCGCGCGCCCCGUAGGCUCUGGGACCGUGGCGGCGGGCGGCGGCGGCGGCGGCGGCGGCGGCGGAGCAGCCGUCCGCGGGCCAUGUCUUCUCCGGCCGUGGCGAGGGGCUCUCCGGGAGGGAGUCGGGAGACGGCCCUCAGGCCCCGGAGCCGAGGCCGGUUUUGGGAAGUGGGCGGCGGCGGCGGCGGCGGCGGCGGCGGCGACCAGCUGGAGCGCGCGGCCGCGGAGUCGGAGCGCUGGGAGCUGCUGCUCCGCCGCGGCGAGCUGCUGGCGCUUGGCGGCCACCUGAAGGGAGCGCUGGAGGCGUACGCGGCGGCGCUGCGCCGGGGGGCCCCGGUCAGGGCCGAAGUGCCUCUGGCCCCCGGUUGGGCUGCCUGGGGGUUUUAACUACGGGUUCCCCCCCCGGGGUGGGGCUGGAGCGCCGGCCCCCGCCUGCCGGCGCCGGGUCCGGCCGGGGCGUUUCAGCUGCCGGGGCCUGCGCGGGUUUCUCCACCGAACCGGGGGACGGUGGCCCUUUGGCCAUAGCUCUCCCGCCCCCCGCCCUGCGGAAAAAAAUCCGGUCCGCUCCGCCUCUGCCGGGACCGGCUGCCGCCCGCCGCCGUCGCCAGUGCCGCGGGUGCUGAGGGGACCGGCCCGCGGCCGCCGCCUCUGGCCGCCGCCAUCGCGGCCUCGGACUUCAGAACCAGCGUCGUCCUCAACCACCUGGCCGAGAAGUGGUUCCCGGGUCAGCGCGAGCGAGCCCGGGCGGCCGGCCGGCUCGGGGAGCUGCUGCUUCAGGGGCGCUACCGGGAGGCCCUGGCCGCCGCCUGCGAGGCGCUGCGAGCAGAGCCCAGUGAUUUGACUCUAAAAAUUUACAGAGCAGAAUCAUAUGCUGGUCUCCAAGAGUUUAAAGCAGCCAUAGAAGAUUUAAAUGCAGUUCUUUUUCAACUUCCAAACUGGCCUGAGGUUUACUUCAGGAAAGGAAAGGUACUCCAUGAUGCUGGCUUCUUAGGUGAUGCCUUACAGCUGUUUCUUCAGUGCUUAGCCCUUGAUGAAGAUUUUGCACCUGCAAAGCUGCAAGUAGAAAAGAUUUUGUGUGAUUUGUUAUCACCUGAAAACUUAAAAGAAGACCUAAAGGAGUCUUCCUGGAGUUCAUUACCAUGUGUUAAAAACAAACCUUUUGUUUUCCCUGUGGUAAUGGGAGAAUCUCAAUCCCCCAGUGAGCUCAGCCCACAACAGAAUGAAGAAAUACCAGCGGUCACUUCGGAGCCUGUCAAAGGCAGCUUAAGCCGUACUCAAUCAGCACAGGCUAUAAAUUCAGCAGACAUGUCUGCCAGAGGGGACUGUCUGAAAAGAGUGUCUUCAGAACCUUUACUCUCUGUUCAGGAGAAAGGUGUUCUGCUGAAAAGAAAGUUGUCUCUUUUAGACCAGGAUGUGAUGGUCAAUGAAGAUGGGAGAAAUAAGCUUAAGAAACAAGGAGAAAAUCCCAGUGAAGUCUGUAUGUUUUCAUUAGCUGAUGGGGACAUCCCAGAAGAAUUAAUAGAUGUCUCGGAUUUUGAGUGUUCUCUCUGCAUGAGGUUGUUUUUUGAGCCAGUGACAACCCCGUGUGGACAUUCGUUCUGUAAGAAUUGUCUUGAGCGUUGUUUAGAUCAUACACCAUAUUGUCCCCUUUGCAAAGAAAGCUUAAAAGAGUAUCUAGCAGAUAGGAGGUACUGUGUCACACAGCUGUUGGAAGAAUUAAUAGUGAAGUAUCUACCUGAUGAACUGUCUGAGAGAAAAAAAAUAUAUGAUGAAGAAACUGCUGAACUCUCACACUUGACCAAGAAUGUUCCCAUAUUUGUUUGCACUAUGGCCUACCCCACUGUGCCUUGCCCUCUUCAUGUAUUUGAGCCAAGAUACAGACUGAUGAUUCGAAGAAGUAUACAGACUGGAACCAAACAGUUUGGGAUGUGUGUCAGUGAUACACAAAAUAGUUUUGCAGAUUAUGGUUGUAUGUUACAAAUUAGAAAUGUGCAUUUCUUGCCUGAUGGAAGGUCUGUGGUUGAUACAGUUGGAGGAAAGAGGUUUAGGGUUUUAAAAAGAGGAAUGAAAGAUGGCUAUUGCACUGCAGACAUUGAAUAUCUGGAAGAUGUUAAGGUUGAAAAUGAAGAUGAAAUAAAGAACCUCAGAGAGCUUCAUGAUUUGGUGUACUCUCAAGCCUGCAGCUGGUUUCAGAAUUUAAGAGACAGAUUUCGAAGCCAAAUUCUUCAGCACUUUGGAUCAAUGCCUGAGAGGGAGGAAAACCUUCAGGCAACCCCUAAUGGACCUGCAUGGUGUUGGUGGCUUCUUGCAGUUCUUCCUGUAGAUCCCCGAUACCAGCUGUCAGUGUUGUCAAUGAAGUCUUUGAAAGAACGGUUGACAAAGAUUCAGCAUAUACUGACCUAUUUUUCUAGAGACCAAUCUAAGUAACCCACUGCUUGGAUCUUACUUCGAAGUUACCCUGAUCUGGCUGUGUUGACGGCCAGAUUGUCCGCUGCCUUUGCACAUCCAGUGCUGGUUUGAGAAAUGUAACGAAACUUUUUUUUUCUUUCAACCUCCUGAAUCAUGUGGUUCUGCAAAUGAAUACCUUCAACUAGGAUUUAGACCACUAAGAACCUGCACAGGAAAACACGCACUGAAGUGUGUUCAACCUCUAUGUUGUGAUGAAGUUGCACUAUGUACCCUAUUCUAAAAUGAGAUAAAAACUCUGUAUGUAUGUGUGUGUGUGGGUGUGUGGGUGUGUGUGUGCGUGCGUGUAUGUGUGGGGGUUGUGUGCAUUUUCUCUGGCUUUAAAAUUUUAAAAGAAAAAAAAAAGCCAUAGAGAGCAGAACUUGCCGAGGGUCAUUUAUUGUCCAAGUUUACAACAAUGGUGACACAAGUGUUUGCAGAUUGAAUUUGCCUCAGAUCUGUCUGUCCUAAUGCUUAUAUUUGCACAAGUAUGUACCAUACGACAUCGAGUGUCAUCCCUUGUUGGAAAUACUGCUCUUGCUGAACUGUCUUGACCAUUGACUCUGACACAGUUUCUUAUUUAUGUAAAUAUUUGUAUCCCAGUGGCCGCCAGGCACUGGGUGCAGAACCUAGAGCCAGUUUUCAGGAACAAUUGCAAACCUGACAUGGUACUGUGCAUCUAUUCAUACAACACUUAAAACUGUGAAAAUAUGGUUUACAUUUAAUUGUACAUAAAGGUAAAUGGAGAACUCAAUUCAGUACCAGUUAUUUUGUGCAUUUUAGGGGGCUUUUCAUGUUAACUGCCCAUCUAUGUAAUUUAUAGUUUGACAUGAUGUGUUUGUUUAAAAAAUUACAUAGUAUAAACCCACUAAGGAUCUGGAAGAGGAGAAGAAGCUUAAUGUAGAACUAAGCUUUUAAAGUGUGUUUUAUUUUUUAAUUCUGGUCUUGGUGCAAAUGUUAGUUAUGCCUUAUUCACAUCACAGCUAGAUCACCAUGCUGUGACAUGGUUUAUAUUCACGCUGCCCUAGAUACUUUUGUAAUUAUUUGUUGCAAAGUUGUGACUGUCCCUAUUAACUUUCUUUUAUGUAAGUAAUUUGUAAAAGUUUCUUACAAUUUUUGCUUUUGCUUAUUUAAUUUUGAAUAAAAGCUAAAUUCAUAAUAA
Messenger RNA from Oryctolagus cuniculus (rabbit), 3636 nucleotides. RefSeq names its product LON peptidase N-terminal domain and ring finger 1 (gene LONRF1). NCBI's taxonomy places the organism in Eukaryota, Metazoa, Chordata, Mammalia, Lagomorpha, Leporidae. Gene Ontology annotation, molecular function: metal ion binding; ubiquitin protein ligase activity; protein binding. The record is from RefSeq and is a predicted model, not a curated record.